CGCGCCCGGCACGCGCGACGGACCGCCGCCGGAGGCGACGGCGAGCAUGACGGCGCGAGACGCGACGCACGUGAUAUUAGACCUGGACGGAACGCUCAUCAACACCGAGCAACUCGUGGACGAGGUCGUCAGCGCGAUCGUCCACGACCUCGCCGACCGCGACCCGAAGGCGGUCCGCGACGCCCUAGAGCGCGUCCGCGGGAUGCGCCCGCGCGACGGCUCCGAGCGCCUCAUCGAUUUGCUCCAGCUGACGGACCCGAAGACGUCCGCGCGCGCGUCCGCGGACGCGCUGCUCGCGCUCACGGAGGCGAAGCUCAACGCGCGAUGGGGCGAGGUGGCGCUGAUGCCGGGCGCGUCGCGGCUCCUGCGCUUCCUCGCGGACGCGGAGAUCCCCGUCGCGCUCGCGACGAGCACGCCGGCGAAGUACCUCGCCGCGAAGAUGGCGUCGCACGCGGGCGCGUUGGACGGCAUGCGAUGCGUGUGCACCGGCGACGAGGUGGAGCGCGGGAAACCCGACCCGGAGAUCUUCCGCCUCGCCGCAUCGCGCCUGGGCGUCGACCCGGCGCGCUGCGUCGUGAUAGAGGACACGCCGCUGGGGGUGCGCGCGGCGAAGGCGGCGGGGAUGCACGUCGUCGCCGUGCCGUCCAUCGCGAAGAGGGACGAUCUGUACGUCGACGCGGGCGCCGACGUCGUGAUCUCUUCGCUGUACGACCUGGACUUCGCGGCGUUCUUGCCCGCGGGGUCCGAUUGGAUCGCGCACGAGACGCUGCUCGACCCGGUGCUGCCGCUGCCGGAGAUCGUGCGCGUGGGGGGGGCGGUCGUGAAGGGGUUCGGGCGAGGGUCGAAGGUUUUGGGAAUUCCGACGGCGAACCUGGACGCGACGCCGCUGAAACUGCAGUCGGACGCGCUCGCGCCGGGGAUCUAUUUCGGGCACGCGGCGCUCCCGGGGGGUCGCAUCUACGACAUGGUCAUGUCCAUCGGGUGGAACCCGUUCUUCGAUAACGCGCGCAAGACGAUCGAGCCGUGGCUGCUGCACGAGUUCGAGUCAGACUUUUACGACGUCGAGUUGCGGCUGACGGUCGUCGGGUACGUGCGGCCGGAGGCGAACUUCACGACGCUGGAGUGCCUGAUCGCGCGGAUACGGCGCGACGGCGACGUCGCGUCCGCGGCGCUGCGCAUGGAGCCGUUCGCCGCGCACAGGAACGACGCGUUCUUGACGUUCGAGGCGGGCGAGGGCGAGGGCGGGGGCGGGUGA
Molecule: messenger RNA, 1255 nt
Organism: Micromonas pusilla CCMP1545
Lineage: Eukaryota; Viridiplantae; Chlorophyta; Mamiellophyceae; Mamiellales; Mamiellaceae
Exons: 7
Coding region: 47-1255 (402 amino acids)
Biological process (GO): FMN biosynthetic process; riboflavin biosynthetic process
Molecular function (GO): riboflavin kinase activity
Source: RefSeq, a predicted model, not a curated record